AUGCCUAAGCGAAAGGGUACCACCGAGCCAUCUGGAUCCAACAAGGAAGCCAAGUCAUAUUUAUCCAAGCACGAGUUUGAUGAAGUUUGCGGUCGACUUGAGAAAACCAUCGUGGAUGAAAAAGAUUCUUCGGCUUUUGUCUGUGGUGGUACUAUACCAAUCAAAGACAAAGCAGCGGAGUCAAAGAACCAUACAAAGCCGUCCAACCCGAUCACCAUUUUCUGGGAAUCGAAAGAUGAGGUCUCUCAGGCAAAAAAACUCGUUCUCCCUCUCAGAGACUCAAGCGAUACCGGUCUUCACCAACUAGUCGCCGAUUGUGAGCCUGCCAGUUUUGGUAAAGGGCAGGAGAAUGUCAUGAAUCCCGAAUAUCGCAAAGCAGGCAAGCUCGAACCUAGUCAAUUUGCGACGAGCUUCCAUUUCAUGGAAUUUGGUCUCCAUGAGAUCAUCGAGAAUAUCCUCAUACCUCCUUUGGAUUUUAAAGAGAAAGACGCGCCUCGGCGCAUCGAAGCAGAACUCUACAAGCUCAACGUGUACUCCGGUCCGUCUGGCGUCUUCCACAAACACGUUGAUACUCCGCGCUCGAAAAGCCAAGUCGGAUCCCUGGUUGUCUGCUUGCCAUCGGCUUUCAAGGGUGGAAACUUGAUUGUGCGGCACAAAGGCAAGGAGAUCGAUUUCGAUUGGGAGCACCAAAGCGCAGAUAUGAUCCAAUGGGCUGCUUUCUACAGUGACUGUGAGCAUGAAAUUAAGACUGUCACCCAUGGUGAACGCAUCACCUUGGCCUACAAUCUAUACAUCACGGAGCUACUCGAUGUCCCUGGGUCACUCAUUGAUGCAAAGAAAUUAGCCUUGUACGAGUCGUUGAAAAGCACUCUGCAGGAUUUCAGAUUCAUGCCGAAAGGUGGUGUCCUCGGAAUAUUCUGUUCUCAUGCCUAUCCACACACAGCGUCUAACGUUGAGAACCUACUUCCACGAGGUCUGAAAGGCGGAGACAUGACUGUAUAUGCUGUCUUGCGUUCGCUUGGGGUCAACGUCAACGUGCUCCCCGUGAUAAUCGAUGAUGAAGAAAGUUACUAUGAUGAAGAUGAUGAGGAGAUUACAAAGAAGGAUGCAGAGAGGAGCCCCGAGAGGAGUGCCGAGUAUCUUCAAUACAAGAAUCUUGGCAAACGUGUACACGUAGGGGCCAAGCUACAGCCUCCCCAAGUCACCGACGCUGAUAGCCCUGAAGAAGAAGAAGAAGGGGGACUGUCCGCGAAUAUCAAAAGUUGGCCGACAAGCGAGUACUCACGGCCUAUCACAUGGCUUUCUACUCCACACCACAAAGAACUUGCCAUGGCUUAUAUGGCUUACGGAAACGAGUAUACCCAGCAAACGGCCUACUCGUAUGCCGCUGUCAUAGCAGUUAUACCUCCAUCUACUGAGCGCCAAAUAUCCAACUAG
Messenger RNA from Penicillium longicatenatum, 1437 nucleotides. RefSeq names its product 2OG-Fe(II) oxygenase. Lineage: Eukaryota; Fungi; Ascomycota; Eurotiomycetes; Eurotiales; Aspergillaceae. The record is from RefSeq and is a predicted model, not a curated record. The transcript has 3 exons. Bases 1 to 1437 code for a protein of 478 amino acids.